Molecule: messenger RNA, 1383 nt
Organism: Aspergillus fumigatus Af293
Lineage: Eukaryota; Fungi; Ascomycota; Eurotiomycetes; Eurotiales; Aspergillaceae
Product: DEAD/DEAH box helicase
Biological process (GO): double-strand break repair via homologous recombination
Cellular component (GO): chromosome; cytoplasm
Molecular function (GO): 3'-5' DNA helicase activity; nucleic acid binding; four-way junction helicase activity
Source: RefSeq, a predicted model, not a curated record
AUGCACCAUUCUAGGGAGACUGGCCUGAGAAUCUAUGGCAGAGUGAUUGCUAGCUUCCAGGGGGUUAGGGCUGACAUCCAGAUAGCCCUAGUUACCUUUAGUCAGCGAUGGCAUGCCUAUCUAGGCCUAGCUCCUGACCAGCAGCUAGAUCCAUCAAGAUCAAAUCUAGCAUCUCACCAGCAGCUAGAUGAGGGUCUGCUAGAUCACAUGCUCAAAGAGUUUAUGCAAGAUGAUCAGGUGACCUUUAGAAGCCCUGAGCAGCGCCAGGCUUUUCAUCUUAUUAUGAAACAGGUGCCCUAUCUAUUUUUAGUGCUUCCUACUGCUGCUGGCAAAACCACACUAUUCCUUUUUGGGGCUAGUCUAGCCACUAGUCAGGUUACUAUAGUAAUAGUGCCAUUGAUUUCCCUAAAGCUAGACCUCUCUAGGAAAGCUGCUGCCUUAGGCCUUCAGCCUACUAUCUGGGAACCUGGUCAGGUCAUGCCGCUAGCCAGUUCUAGGGUGAUCUUAGUGCAAAUUGAACAUCUAGAUCACCCUAGGUUCAAUGAGCUAGCAGAUGAGCUGAUUACCCAAAAGAGACUAGCACGAAUUAUUUGGGAUGAAUGUCACCUGAUUCCACUAGCUAAAAGCUAUCGGCCAAUUAUGUUGCGUGCCUGGCAUGCCCUAGCCCUACCUGUGCCUAUGGUAUUCAGCUCAGCUACCUUGCCUCACCACCUCCAGGCUGAGCUAGUUGAUAUGAUGAAGCUAGGGUCUAGUACUACUGCUCAGGCUAGUGCUCAGGCUAGUGCUCAGGCUAGUGCUCAGGCUAGUGCUAGUGCUAGGACUAGGGCUAAUGUGAUCAUCUUCUGCCGAACAAAGCGGCUAGUGGAUGCCUUAUCUGAUCAAAUGGAUCCUGAGGCAGCCAAAUUCCAUUCUGAUCUAUCUGACCAGGCUAAGCUAGAUCAGCUAGAUCGAUUUCAAUCUAGCAGAUAUAUCUUAGUGGCUACUGGGGCCAUUGGGGCAGGGUUUGAUUUCCAUGACAUUGACUUAGUCAUCCAUUUUCUGCCUGGUGAAUAUGAGAUGACUAGUUUUAUGCAAGAAUCUGGUCGCGCAGGCAGGUCACCUGACCAGCCUGGAUGGUCAUAUUGCCUAGUGAGGGCAUACCAGCUGCAGGCUAGGCCUAAUCAGAAAGGGAAAGCCCUAGAGGUCUCCACCUUCCUAGAUUAUCUAGGUGAGCAGGUCUGCCGGCGGCGUACCAUAUCUAGGGUGUUUGAUUCUAGGGCUAUUGAGUCAUGUGACCCUGGCUGGGCCCUCUGUGAUCUAUGUGAUCAUAGGCAAUCCAGGCUAGGCCUAGCACCUCUGGCAGCUAAAUCACCAAGCCUAGCCAUAUCGAAUCACCCAACCUAG